AGGACGUUCAAAAUCCAUAUCUCCCAACUUUCAAAAAUGAGAAUUAGGGGUAAUCAGAACUCCAGGAAUCCAACAUCGAAGAAUUCGACGGAAACUUCAAGGGACAUGGCAACUGCAGUUGAAAACAGUAACAUAGGACCAGAUUUCUUUGGUUUCUAUACAAGUGAAGUAGCAGAGUUAUUGUCUCAAGAUGAUGAUUUUAUGCCUUCCUCACCUCAAAUUUCUGGAUUAGCUGGAAACCUUCUUGUGUUGGACAGAGAAAAGGGUACAAGUAGGAGCAGUUGCACAAAAAAAGAGAACAACAGUAUUAGUGGUUCUGCUUCCUUAUACUCUAAUGGAAUAGGUUCUCUACUGCCGGAGAUUAAAAAGGAAAGGUUGAAGUCAUUGCUUUGCCAAAGUGUGCUUACUCUUGGGCAGGAAGUCAACGAGAUGAUAAAUCCUGUGCUUUCGAUAUGUCGAAUACGAUCAUGCUUGAGAUACAAAAAUAGCCUAUUAAGCUUGGAUGGCUCGGGAUGUGGAGUUGAUCAAGUGGAACACCCUCAGAAGAAGCUAAAAGUGUUGCCUCCCUCUUUGGAUUCAGAAAGUGAACACGUGCAUUUGGCUGUACCAGGGAAAGAAGAAUCGAAUGAUGUCAUGAAGGAAUGCACCCAGGGCAAAAAAAAUUGUAUCCCUCAGAUGAUUGUUGGGGCCAAUGGAACCAAGAUUGAUGAUGACUUACGCUACAUUUUGGAGAGUGAUAGCACAAAAGUAGAGGAAGUGAUGAAGAAGUAUUCUGAUGAACUGUCCACCAUGAUUUGCCAUAUGGAGCAUAAGCUAGAAGAACUUCUUGACAUUGUAAUGUCCAGUUGCAGGUCAAUGACCCUUAUCGAGAAGCAACAGCUUCGUAAGUUGAUUCAGAGUCUACCUCCUGGAAAUCUUGAUCGUGUUGCGGAAAUCAUCAGAUGUCAUAAUUCAUCAAAGAAUUCUUGUGAUGUGGUCCAUGUUGAUCUGGACGAUGAGGACAUAGUAACAUUAUGGAGAUUGUAUUACUAUGUGAAAGCCGUUGAAAAUGCUAGGACGCUCUGUGAAGAUUGAAAAUGGUUGCUGUAAAUUUUUUAAGAGUGAUCUAGAUGAUGUUUUUGGAGAGAUCAUCAUCUAUUAAUCAUAGGUAUUCUCCAGCAAUUUUAUCUGAGAUCUCCUUUUUCUUGUAAAUGUUAAGUGAGUUUUUUGUAUUUCUUUUGAUAAUCAGGAAGUCAGAAUGUAAAUGACUGAUGAAUGGUAAUUUUUCUGGUUAAACCUCGUGCUGUUAAAAUUCUCUUAUGGUUUUAUUGGAGCGUAGUAUUAUUUUGCCGGCUACCCUCUAGAUUUUCAUUGGUGAUCUAGUUUUUCUGUUUGAAUUAUAAGAUAGCAAAAGAAAAUUCAGUUGCUCCGGAUUGAACCCAAUUCUCAUAUUCGAAAUGGGAUUGUAUACUAAAGUUCAAAUUC
Olea europaea var. sylvestris is the source of this 1464-nucleotide messenger RNA. RefSeq lists its product as uncharacterized. NCBI's taxonomy places the organism in Eukaryota, Viridiplantae, Streptophyta, Magnoliopsida, Lamiales, Oleaceae. The record is from RefSeq and is a predicted model, not a curated record. The transcript is spliced from 8 exons. The coding region runs from base 37 to 1074 and encodes 345 amino acids.